Molecule: messenger RNA, 4873 nt
Organism: Haliotis rufescens (red abalone)
Lineage: Eukaryota; Metazoa; Mollusca; Gastropoda; Lepetellida; Haliotidae
Product: UDP-N-acetylhexosamine pyrophosphorylase-like
Exons: 13
Coding region: 248-1855 (535 amino acids)
Biological process (GO): UDP-N-acetylglucosamine biosynthetic process
Molecular function (GO): UDP-N-acetylglucosamine diphosphorylase activity
Source: RefSeq, a predicted model, not a curated record
UUCUCGCAACACUGCAGGACGGCGACACGUGUCACUUCCGGUUAUCAGGUACUCGUGUUGAUCAGAACGCCUUCGUAACACAAAUUGUAAAAUUGUCAACAAGGGAAGACCGUGAACGUGGUUGCUGGAAACUGAGGUAAAGCACUGUCAACUACCUCGGGUACAUCACUGGAGAAAGUGGGGGCGUGUUAUCAGUUUACACAAGGACUUGUAACACACCCGCUGGGUGAGAGAUAGGGACGGUUGGAUGAAGGGUAUUUCAGCAAAUAACUGCACACAUCACCUACAUAAACAUCCAGUCAGUAUGGACAUAGAUGGUCUGAGAUCCACCCUGAACAAGCAUGGACAGGGGCACCUGCUCAAGUUCUGGGACGGGCUGAGUUCAGAGGACAAGGAGCACUUCUAUAAGGAACUCACCAAUAUCGACUAUGAAGAAGUCACCACCUUUUACAAGAAUGCACAGGAGUCCCUGAACUCUUCUGCCCAGAAGAUAGAUGACCAUCUUCAGCCCCUGUCCUCAGGGGUCUGUGGCAGCUUCUCCAAGACUGACCCAGAAACACUUCAGAGUUAUGAGAAGAGCGGUCUGACUGCUGUGAGUGAGAACAAGGUGGCUGUGCUGCUACUGGCUGGAGGGCAAGGGACCAGGCUUGGGGUGCCUUACCCCAAGGGCAUGUACGAUGUGGGACUGCCCUCCAAGAAGACCCUGUAUCAAAUUCAGGCUGAGCGUAUUUUGAGAGUUCAGAACCUAGGCAAGAAACAGACCAGCAAAUCAGGAGUUAUACCAUGGUACAUUAUGACCAGUGAACACACAAUGGAGCCUACACGAGAGUUCUUUGCCAAGAACAAGUACUUUGGUCUACAGAAGGAAGAUGUUGUUCUGUUCGAGCAGAGUUUGCUCCCUUGCUUCAGCUUUGAUGGAGAGAUUAUUUUACAGAGUCCCUCCAAAAUUGCUCUCGCUCCAGAUGGUAAUGGAGGCUUGUACCGUGCCCUACGUAGAAGCAAGGUCCUGGAUGACAUGGAGAAGCGUGGCAUUGAGUACAUACAUGUCUACUGUGUAGACAACAUUCUUGUCAAAAUGGCCGACCCAAUCUUCAUGGGGUUCUGCAUCUCAAAGGGAGCUAACUGUGCUGCAAAGGUUGUGGAGAAGGCGUUCCCGACAGAGGCUGUGGGGGUGGUGUGUAAGGUGGAUGGUGUGUACCAGGUGGUGGAGUACAGUGAAAUCACACAGGACACUGCAGAGAAGAGGAACGAAGAUGGCAGACUGGCCUUUAAUGCUGGCAAUAUCUGCAAUCAUUUCUUCACGUUUGACUUCCUGAAACAUGCAUCUGAUGGCCCCCAGGAAAGUCAACUGAAGCACCAUGUGGCGAAGAAGAAGAUCCCCUAUGUGGACAGUGACAGCAAGGUCCAGAAGCCAACCAAACCAAAUGGCAUCAAGAUGGAGAAGUUUGUCUUUGAUGUCUUUCAGUUUGCCACAAACUUUGCUGUGUGGGAUGUGCUGAGAGAGGAUGAGUUCUCUCCCCUGAAGAAUGCUGACAGUAAUGAUGCUGAGAUAAAGGUGAAGGACACUCCCAGCACUUGUCGCCAAGCGCUGUUCAACCUUCAUCAUCGGUAUGUUGUCAAGGCAGGAGGCAAGUUCGUGGACGGGGAGGGAUCUGCCAUUACUACCCAGCCAAGUGACAUACAAAAUGGAAAUGAAAAUGACCAAUCAGUCAUCUGUGAAAUCUCACCAUUAGUGUCUUUUGCUGGAGAGGGUUUGGAGGAGCAUGUAUCUGGCCAGGCAUUAGUGUCUCCAGUUACCCUGGAAGUAACACCAGAAAAUGGCAAACCUCUGCUGCAACAGGGAUCUGCAAAAUAAUGCUGGCGACAUCUAGGACCAACCUUACCACCAGCUGAAUGCCUAUGUGGUUGUCCUAACAACAGCUUUCAUUACCUAUGUAUGAUGUCAUCCUAUGCCUUGACAACAUAUCCUAUGUAUGACAUCAAUACCUUGAUGACAUAAUCCUAUGUGCCAUUAUGAAAUAUUUAAUAGUUGCCUGGCAAUAAGUACUCUGUUUGUUGUGAUAUGGCCAGUUGCCACGGUAACAGGUAUUAUGACCUGUUGCCAUGGUAAAUCCAUCAUGUUUGCCAACAGCUGCCUUACCUACCACCAGCCAGGUAGAAAGCACAACACAAGGGGAACAAAUUAUCACCAUCAUCUCAUGCUUGGCAGUUUGGGCUUCACUCCCAUCCGUACGCGUGUACAUCGUGGCAGCUCGAUUCACUGUCAUCAUCAUCCACAUCGUUGCUUGGCUUUGUUGUACACCAUAUACUCAAGAGGAACUUAUUUAUAGAUUUUAUUGUCAUAUAUCUCUAUAUCAUUGCCAUGUUGUUACCACCACACUUCAAAUGCUGCAUAGUUCAUAUUGACACGCAAAAGACUUGCCAAAAAUUACAUUAUGAAAAUAUAAUGUGUGUACAAAAGUAAACCUAUUGUUGACUUAUUGCCCGUUCAAGUGUUGAAUGGUAUUAUUGAUACCAUUUGUGAUAAUACAGAAGUGGUUCAGUGAUGGUUGUACAGUAGAUCAUGGUUAUUGGGAACAGAUAUAGCACACUAAUGGGUACAGCUUACUAUUUCAAAAGUCCCCACUGCGUUACUGUACAUAUACAUAUAUAUGAUAUAUAUAUCAUAUGAAAUUCACACAAGUAACAAAUUAACAGUUAUUACAGACUGACCUAACAUAUCAAUAUUUUGUUAUGAACUUGUAAUGAACUCAUCCAACUAAAUCAGUGUCAUCCAACAUCGGAGAUGAAACACACCAGUUACAUGCAAUCCCUAAUUUACACUUGUAGAUUACUAAACACAUUCACCAAGUCUAGAACAUAUUGAACUUGAAAGGUUAUUUAAGGUUCUUUUAAAAACCACAUGGUGUAUAUGUGAAUGUUCAAACUAGGUUUUUUUGCACUCAUGAUGGUGAAUGAUAUGUAUAGGAAUACUGAGGGAUCCAAUAUGGGACAAGGUUUUCUCAAUAACUAACAGAUUUCAACAGUACGUUGGAGUUUGUUGUGACCAUGUUUUACUGUACAUGUAUGUGUAUAUUGUGUUAAAGAUUACUUUGAGAUGAUUGCCAUUGUACAUAAUGUAGCAAUUGUAACCCGGAUCUAGGCUGUAUAGUGUAUACAUACAUUUAUUUUCUACAACACAUGUCUCAACAUAGCCUACCCCAAAGAGUGACAUCAGAGCUUUACUACAGUGUUUUCCCUGAGGGCAAGUGUAAGGUGAUACAAAGACUCCUGACCUUGAAUCAUGGCCCUCAUUUGUCAGUGUAGUUGUACAUGCUUUAACUUUUAUCACUAGGUCACAGCAUGGAUGAAACAGGUUUUCAUGGUGUCAUAUAUUUUUAGAGAGACAAAAUAUUUUCCUCAUUACCUGUUGUGGUCCAUAGGGCUUUAACUAUGGGUACACAUACAACAUUAGGAUACAGUGUCAGUACUCAUAGCUUGCUCUUGAUGCAAUAAAUAUGAAGUAGAUCUUUUUCUGGAGGAAUUUGUCAGAUCUACAGUGGUGUAAAUACAUAACAGAAGGCUGUGGAAGGAAUGUUUGGCAUGACAUUUUUGUGUCUAAAAGAUUUAGUUGUUCUACAUGUUAAGUGUGUGAGAGAAUUUGGUUUAACAAGGCUUUGAACAGUAUGUCUGUCACAUUACCACACAGCUAAGGGAAACAACUCUGCAUAGCAAGUUGCACCACUUCAUACCACUUGUCAAGUUUUGCAAUGGACUGAAAAACCAACUGCGAAUAUUUCACACUGUGACAUAUCUUGUUGAUAUGUAUUUAACUCAGUAUAUAAACAUUUUUCAGUAAUACUGUUGGGUUCCAUUAAUUUUGUCAGUAGAUAACAAGGGAAACUAAAAGCUCACUUUCCUCAUUCUUAGUUGGGUAUAUUUGAUGUCAGGUUAAUCUGACAACACCCAUAUAUCUGAUUUUGGAAAAUCAUGAUCACUUUGUUUCAUUGUUUCAGCCCUGUGGGCCUAGACACUUUAUAUGACAUAGUAUUACAGUGACAAUAUGGACCUUGCAAGCAGAUGGGUGUGGCCAUUUUACUUUGAAAUCUCUAUGCAAGUCAUGUUUUAUAAAUCAUAUUUCUAAAUUAUUAUCAUAGUUAGCAACACUGUAAAAUUAACUUUUGUUAUUGUUUCUUACAGGAUUUUCUUCUUUCCUUUUUUAACAAUUGUUGUUGCCCAUUAUUUUAGUUGAAUGAAAUCAUAACAAUAUUUAUUUUAUACAUGUUAUGCAGUAUAGCCAUUGUUACAGUGUAAGUGUUAACAGUAUUAAAGACCAAAUCACAACAGAACCAGAACAGAUGUCAACUCAGGCGUUACUACAUCAAACAUUGGACAUCUAAAGAAAUUGAAAAUGUGGUUUCAAAAUGAGCUUCAUUUUUAGAUACGUGUUUUGUUUACUGCCCACACUAUGAAUUAUAAUGAACAGUAAUGUACAAUAUUUUUGCAUUAUAUUUAUAAUCUUUAUUUGGACAUACAAUUUUACGUCCCAAGUUAGGAAUGUCAGGUUUUCUGUUCUCACUUGCUUGUGUCUGAAAACACUUGAGUCGAUAUCUGAAAGGAACUGGAUGAAUGUAUCUGUAUAUUGUUAUUAAGUAUUGAUUUGAUAUUACAUACUGCUGAAACUUUACCCAGUGGUUGUUACUCAGUGUCAAUAUGUUAGUUGUGUUGCUACAUGUUGAUGCUCUGUUUGUGAGCAGGUGGGAUGUGAUUUCAUGGAAUUUCUUCUUAUAUUAUUUGUUCCGUGCAGACAAUUUUGUGUAGUGAAACAGUUUUUAUGUAUAUUGAAGUCAUUUGGACCGUGUUAAUAAAAUGAUGUUAUAUUUUGAAAAUGAAA